UCCAGCCCGUGGGUUUCUGCUCGUGACAGCUCGGGUUGGUCAUUCUGAGAGUUUCUCACGAUGGACCUGAAAGACUUCUGUCUGAGUGACAGUUUUCACAUCUUCAAUCAGCACAGCCAUUUACUGAGCCGGUCGCCCAUCGGUGAUUCUCCGUCGUCGUGCGAGCCCAGUGUGAAGACGGAGCCCCCCAGCCCCACGUUAGCGCUGGACAGCGCCACACAGUUCAGCCCCGGCGGCUCCUCAGACAGCAGCGGCUACAGCCUGCUCUCUCAAGCGCACUCUCUCGAUCCGGAUUCCCCGAGUUCGUGCAGCGCCGGUAGCGGCGGCGGCGGUAGAGCCCUGCCCGACACCUGCAGCGCCCAGUUCUACCGAGCCGACAGAGCGCUGUCGCUCCCGGCCGCGGACACCCUUCUCAAGAGCGACUACGCCGCCGCGCUCAGUUCGGGACCGAAGCGGCUCUGUUUGGUGUGCGGGGACUUCGCUUCGGGCUACCACUAUGGUGUAGCAUCCUGUGAGGCCUGCAAGGCGUUCUUCAAGAGAACCAUUCAAGGUAACAUCGAGUACAGCUGCCCAGUGAUGAACGAGUGUGAGAUUACCAAACGCAGAAGGAAGUCCUGCCAGGCCUGUCGCUUUCGGAAGUGCCUGCAGGUGGGAAUGAUGAAGGAAGGCGUUCGCAUGGACCGUGUGCGGGGGGGUCGCCAGAAGUACAAGAGACGAGUGGACUCUGGAGGGCCGUUCUGCAUCAAAGCCCCAUAUUCAAGCCCCACCAAACCCACAGGUAACAAAGUCAUAUCGCACCUCCUUAUGAUGGAGCCCACUCCAGUCUGCGCCAUGCCUGACCCCACCACCCCUGACAGCGACAUCAAGACCCUGAUGACCCUGUGUGACCUUUUGAACAGGGAGCUGCUGGUCGUCAUUGGCUGGGCUAAGCACAUCCCAGGUUUCUCUGCUCUCUCCCUGGUGGACCAGAUGGCUCUGCUCCAGAGUGGCUGGAUGGAGGCGUUGAUUUUGGUCGUAGUGUCCCGGUCGCUGAGCUUCACCGAGGAGCUGGUGUUCGCCGGGAAUUUCCGGCUGGAUCGGGCACAGUGCCGGGCAGCAGGACUGCAAGACCUGUACACAGCCCUCAAGCACCUGAUCUCCAAGUACCAGCAGAUGCACCUCAGCCCGGAGGAGGUGGUCACCCUCAAAGCCAUGGUCCUUGCCAACUCAGACUCCGGCAGUGUGGAGAACCCGGAGGCGAUCCAGCAGUUCCAGGACGUGCUCCACGAGGCCCUCCAGGAUUUCGAGACCGGCCGGCACCCCGGGGACCCCCACCGCACAGGCAAGCUGCUGAUGACCCUGCCGCUGCUCCGCCAGACCGCCAAUCGCGCCGUGGACACUUUCUGCCGGCUGCAGCUGGAGGGCAGGGUGCCCAUGCACAAACUCUUCCUGGAGAUGCUGGAGGCCAAGAUGUGACCCCCAAACACACACGCACACAGUCCCCCAGUGACACACCGACACACCCCACCCCACGCCGUGGAGCCCGGCCCUUCUGGGAAGGCUGCCCGAGUUCACCAUUCCUAUGUGCUCACACCGGAACCAGAGAGGAAAAACAUUUCAUCGCCUCGAAAUCAACCCGAGAUGGAUUGGAUAUUCCAAAUAUGUUAUGGGGGGGAGCAUACUUUCGGUUUUUCUCUGCUACAACUGAGCCACCUGUGAUAUGGUAUUGAAUUUUCCAAGUACAUACAGGAACUGUCAUAUCACAUUAUUGUCAAAUGGAUUUUCCUUUGUGGCAGAGCAACAGUAUGUGUACAAUCCCGUAAGUGUCCACAAGAGGGCGCCAAAGAUAGCCUAGCGAGUGCUAAACAGGGACAAUCGCGUCUGGAUGCCUUAAGGUGGAAUUCUGCGUACGAACGACGCUGACUCCGGGUAUCUAAGGGCGGAGGGGGUAGUUAGUCACUUACAGUACGUGAGCGACGGGAUAUAAGUGUAUCCUGAUUUGUGCUAGAAUAGAUUCGGUUUAAAACGUUUAUUUGGUUAAAAAAAAUUGAAACGCAAAGGUCAGGGGUUUCAGAGGUUGGAAGAAAAAAUGGUAUCGCCUGCUUCCCGUGUUGGGCCGCCCAUAGAAAGCGGUAACUUUUGCAAUAGAUUCCAUUUUCUUUUUUCUAAACGCUUUCGCCGGUUGCCUUUCGCAUAUUGUUUUGGUGCUUUCUAGCGAAUUCCUGCGGGAUUAUUCCGGAAACAUGCCCUACUGUUGCUCUCCCACAGUAAACCUGCCAGCUCAUGACCCAGGACUGGAAUCGCCAGCAUCCUGUCAGGUUGGUUUAGGUAGGAAUGAAGUCCUUUUUCAUGCUGGUAACCGGAACAUAAAUGUUAUUGAAAACAUACAGGGUGCUUUUAUAAAAUCUGACUGUUCUACCUUAUUCAAGUUAUAUUAACUUGUUUUGAAGGCACGCAGUAGAGGGUGUGACUUAAGACAUUUAUUGCUAUUUAUAUUAAUUGCAUUCUCAGGGAAAAGUCCUGCUGUUAUUUAUAUCCUGAAUAAGUCUGUAGAAAGUUAAAAACCGGCAUAAGUUUCCCACAUUACUCAUAGUAGCACAGAAAAUGCAGCUGGAACACAAUUUCUAGUUCUGUCAGUCUGUUUGCCAUAUGGUGAGGUCUACUCCGUGGCUAAUGAAGCUGAGACUGCAGGCCCAGACUCCAAGCUUACUUGAAAACUGUGAAAUCAAUCAGGCGUGAUGUUUGCAGUCCUCCACAGGAGUGAAUUUCAAAGAGCUUUAAGUCCUAGGAGGACACUAGAGUGGAUGAAACAAUAUAGGUCAGUUCGUUCCAGAGUGCAGGCAGAGUAUUCUCCAGCUUUGGACUGGCAAUACUGUAAAGGAAGAGGUUUUGACAGACCUGUGACUCGCAUUAUAAAAUGGAAGCAGUGAUCUUUUGAAUAUUGCAAUCAAUUGUUUGCCAUCUUGUGCGAAACAUGUUCUCGUCAGUGACAAGCAGAGGGAUCUAGUCUGCAAAGAGUUUCAGUAAGGUAAAAUAAAAAAGGGCACCUCCUGCUGACUGGUGGUAAAUGCACUUAUACUGUAAAGAAAGCUGACGCGCAUUAAACUGCAAUACAACAGA
Messenger RNA from Lepisosteus oculatus (spotted gar), 3099 nucleotides. It is a transcript of the gene esrrd, whose product is annotated as estrogen-related receptor delta. Gene Ontology annotation, molecular function: zinc ion binding; estrogen response element binding; nuclear receptor activity. Gene Ontology annotation, cellular component: nucleus; chromatin. Lineage: Eukaryota; Metazoa; Chordata; Actinopteri; Semionotiformes; Lepisosteidae. Gene Ontology annotation, biological process: regulation of transcription by RNA polymerase II; nuclear receptor-mediated steroid hormone signaling pathway. The record is from RefSeq and is a predicted model, not a curated record.